AUGAAGAUUCCAGCAAUAUUCGUCACGUCUCUGCUGGUCUGGGGAUUGGCCAAGGGCCGCGUGAUUAAUCAAUCCCUGAAGUCGAACGUGGAUAAUCAAGGAGCAGCAGGACAAGUCGGCGAUGGAUCUGACGCGAUUGGCUCCUCCAUAGAAAACGCCCUAAAAGUUGCUCGAGCGUCUGAGAACGUGGGCCUGAAUCUGGAAUUGAACGCAGGCGCGCGUGCUGCCAGUGUUGCCGCUGCUGCCCAGGCCAAAAAUACAGAGGCUGCGGAAGCAGGAGCAAACGCCGCUCUGGCCGCCGCCAUUGCCAAACGGGAGGAAGCGAUUAAAGCCAGCGAGAUAGCAAACCAGUUGUUGACUAAUGCAGCAAAGGCGGCAGAGGCAACUGUAUCAGCAACGAAGAGGGCAGCACAAUUGACGGCUGCGGCGAAAGAAGCAACCAGAGCUUCUGCAGCCGCUGCUGAAGCUGCCACGGAGGCCCAGGUAAAGGCUAACGCCGAUUCGAUCAUCACGAAACGGGCUGCGAUUGCCGAGGCUCAAGCUGCAGCGGAAGCUCAAGUUAAAGCAGCAAUCGCCAAGAAAUCGGCAGCGAACUUUUUGGCUAAGGCUCAAGUAGCAGCUGCUGCGGAAUCCGAGGCCACGAAACUCGCGGCCGAAGCCGCAGUGGCAUUAACAAACGCAGAAGUCGCCGUGAACCAGGCUAGGAACGCACAGGCAACCGCCUCGACUCAAGCUUCCGCGGCUGUUAGGGUAGAUUCUCAAGCAGCGAAUGCUGAAGCAGCCGCUGUAGCACAAGCCGAAACUCUCUUGGUUACGGCAGAAGCUGUCGCAGCUGCAGAGGCUGAGGCUGCGAGCAAAGCCGCCUCACUAGCAAAAAAGAUCGUCGAUGAGAAAAAAAUACGAACGGCAUCAAUCGACAAAGUUCCGUCGACCAUGCAGAUCCCAACGCUUCUCGUCAUAUGCUUGCUCGGUACAUCGGGCUUGGUGCACGCAGGCGUCGAGGAAUUCAAGGCAACCGAGGAGGUGAUCGGCAAAAAGUUAGAAGUCGACCUGUUGAAAAAUGUGGACACUAGCGCGAAACGAAAAGAGAACGGCGCCCCAGUGCUCGGCAAGAACAUAUUCAAAUCCCUGGAGAAGAUCAAGGCAUCGGUAGGCGCGGAUGCUAAAGCAUCAGCCGUGGUGAAAGCGUCCGCUCUGGCUCUUGCAGAGGCCUAUUUGCGAGCGUCUGCAUUGUCAGCCGCCGCUUCAGCCAAGGCAGCCGCUGCCCUGAAGAAUGCGCAACAAGCGCAAUUAGUCGCCCAGGAGAAGGCUUUGGCCGCGUUGAAAGCUCAGUCCGAGGAAGAGGCAGCUUCUGCUCGUGCGAACGCAGCAGCCACUGCGACACAGUCGGCAGUGGAACGCGCUCAAGCCUCCUCCAGGAUAGCAACGGCCGCCCAAGAUGUAGCCAGCGACUUGCAGAAACGGACCAGUACCAAGGCCGCGGCUGAAGCCGCUGCUACCCUCAGGCAAUCACAGGACGCAGAACAGACCAAAUGGAAUGCCAAAUCUGCCUUGGAAACCUCCGCCGCUGCAGCUGCCGCAGAAACGAAGACCACUGCCUCUUCGGAGGCCGCUAGCGCCGCCGCCAAAAAGGCGGCCGCGAUAGCUUCUGACGCGGAUGGCGCGGAAAGGUCGGCAUCUACCGAGGCACAGUCAGCUGCGAAGAUUGAAAGUGUGGCAGCCGCCGAAGGAUCUGCCAACUCGGCCUCCGAGGAUUCCCAGGCCGCGCAAUUGGAAGCCUCUGCCGCGGCGAGAGCCAACGUGGCCGCAGCUAUCGGGGAUGGAGCGAUUUCAGGACUUGGACAGGACGCGGGUGCCGCGGCUCAGUUGCUUGCACAGGCGAAGGCAUUAGCCGAAGUUAGUUCGAAAUCCGAAAAUAUUGAGGAUAAAAAAUUUUGA
Messenger RNA from Apis laboriosa (Himalayan honeybee), 1938 nucleotides. RefSeq lists its product as uncharacterized. Lineage: Eukaryota; Metazoa; Arthropoda; Insecta; Hymenoptera; Apidae. The transcript is spliced from 2 exons. Bases 1 to 1938 code for a protein of 645 amino acids. The record is from RefSeq and is a predicted model, not a curated record.